This is a messenger RNA of Nyctereutes procyonoides (raccoon dog), 827 nucleotides long. RefSeq names its product regulator of hemoglobinization and erythroid cell expansion (gene RHEX). NCBI's taxonomy places the organism in Eukaryota, Metazoa, Chordata, Mammalia, Carnivora, Canidae. The coding region runs from base 267 to 650 and encodes 127 amino acids. Gene Ontology annotation, cellular component: plasma membrane. The record is from RefSeq and is a predicted model, not a curated record. The transcript has 6 exons.
CUGAAGCACAAGCUGGGGUCAGUUAGACCUUGCUCGGGGUCCUGGGGAUGUGUCCCAACCACCUGGGGUGAGGCCCCUGCCAUGGGGCACUGAAGGGAAUCCAGAGACGAUUUUUCUGACACCCAGGACAAAGUUCUCCUGGCCUGUCCUGUGGGGGACGCAACGUGCAGACGUGGUGCCCAGAGUGGUUGCUCCCAGCUCUCUUCCUUCUGCCCCCGUAAGAGCCUGAGCUUCGUUGAUUCCCCGGGCUGCCCUGCAAGCUCAUCAUGCUGACAGAAGACAUGAAGGUCUGGCAUGGUUUAGUGAUUGCAGUGGUGUCCUUCAUCCUACAGGCCUGCCUCUUCACUGCCAUCAACUAUCUGCUCUGCAGGAACAUGGAUGGCAGCGACACAUCCUCAGAUAGCUCCAACAGCUCCGACAACUCCGACAGCUCGUCUCAAAACUGCCAGGCCACCAAGGAUGUGAAUUACACACAAGUGGUCUUUUCAACCCCUGGAGGACUAAAAAAUGAAUCUGCUCUGGACUAUGAGAACCUAAAGGAAACCACAGAUUAUGUCAAUGUCUAUCCGAAAAGCCACAAGCCCAAUUUCUGGACUUUUGCGAACCCUGCUGACUCUGAGCCAGUGGAAUACACUCAAGUGGCCAUGUGAAUUCUAGGUUUUAAAAGGGGUGAAGUUCUCUACAAAUCCUUGCACUUACUUUGUAGGGGAAUUACUUUUUUCUUCUUUAAACAAGUCAUAGGAGACUAAGUAGGCCUGUAUCUCACUCAGCAAGAAAGAUUCAGAUCAGAUGUCAGGAAGAACUUCCAAGAUAAGUAUGGAUGAGUG